Molecule: messenger RNA, 504 nt
Organism: Auanema sp. JU1783
Lineage: Eukaryota; Metazoa; Nematoda; Chromadorea; Rhabditida; Rhabditidae
Source: the annotation of a GenBank genome assembly
AUGUCCAACACAACUAGACAACAGCAUGAACACUCAGAACUACCACAGUUCAUUAAAUGGAAUUUGGCAACACCCCAGUCUGGUUUGAGAGUUUUUCAAGGGAUAGGAUCUCUAGUAUCUUUGUGUCUGAUUGGUUCAGUGGGUUCCCAAUUUUCCCCAACAUAUGCCAGUCUUAUGGUAUGCACAAUAGUAUCUAUCAUCUCACCAAUGCUUGUAAUAAUUUUCUCAUUCAAUCUGCAUAACACAACGAAAUCCAUCGACUGGAUACUCUGGGAAAUAAUCUACUGUGGUUCCGGAGCUUUCCUAUUUUUUGUAAAUUCCAUCACAAUGUCGUACAGCAGUUUACGCUGGCAACACACACUCUGGUAUUUCGCAGCUCUUUUUUGCAUUUUGGUCUGCAUUUCUUUCGUGCUCGAUGUUUAUAUGUCAGCUCGCAUCUUGCAAGGAAAUCCUAAAGCGAGGGAUAGUCUUCAGAGAAAAGAACCGGUCGUUUACAGUGAAUAA